Sinocyclocheilus grahami is the source of this 1843-nucleotide messenger RNA. RefSeq names its product cysteine and histidine-rich domain-containing protein 1. The record is from RefSeq and is a predicted model, not a curated record. Lineage: Eukaryota; Metazoa; Chordata; Actinopteri; Cypriniformes; Cyprinidae. The transcript is spliced from 11 exons. The coding region runs from base 488 to 1642 and encodes 384 amino acids.
UUACAUUUGUAAAAAAUUACAACACGCCGUUAAUAUGUUCUUAAUUUGUCAGCCAUUAUCGAUGAUGUUAAUCAAGUAAAAAAAAAAGUGACUUGAUAAACCAGCUUUGGAGAAGACUGGUUUCAGUUUAUUCUGUGGCAUUUGUUAGUGGUUUUAGUGAGGUGUUGAGGAUUCAGCUCUAGCCCCUGCCCCCAUCAGAUCCCGGGAAUGUCACACCCUCUCAGACAGACCCCAACAGCUGUAAGGAGAGAGAGAGCGCACAUGGCACUGGCUAUUUUUAGAAUUCAUUCAGACUAGAACAUCUCUCUCCUUCUCUUUCCCUGGACGUGUUCCUUCUGGAUCUCUCCUCGGCUGAAAGUUCUGGAGAAGUUUCACAGCGGCUGUGCGAGUUCAUAAGUACCUGAGACGAACGCAGAACAGAGUAUACAAACAGAGAAAAGAGACCAGUGAUAAAUCGAAAGUCAACCUGAAUAACAAACAGUUCAACAUGGCUCUACUGUGUUACAACAGAGGCUGCGGGGGUCGAUUUGAUGCUGACAAAAACUCAGAUGAUGCCUGUCAGUUUCACCCCGGAGUGCCAAUCUUCCACGAUGCCUUAAAGGGCUGGUCCUGCUGUAAAAAGAGGACGACAGAUUUCUCAGAGUUCUUGUCAAUCAAGGGUUGCACCCGUGGGCGCCAUAGUGACGAGAAGCCUCAGGAGCCUCUGCAGCCGGAGGUGACGUCUGAUAAGGGAGACGUGAAGCAGCACAGUGGAAAGGAAAUGAUCUACCAGGGACCCAAAUCUGCAGAAGCCCUGGAAAAAGAGAGACCCAGCUCAGAUGAGCCACAGACAAAGCUGCAGGUGAAGAUCUCUCCCUCUCUGACUCAGAUCAUGGAGAAAAUGGAGAUCACUGAGAGGGAGAAGAGAGAGAAGCUAGAGAGUCAAGUCAUCAUGGCUGGGGUUAAGUGCAAGAACACAGGAUGUAAAACAAUUUACCAGAGUCCAGAGACGAAUGCAGAGAUCUGCACAUAUCAUCCCGGGGUCCCCGUCUUCCAUGAAGGAUACAAAUACUGGAACUGCUGCUGCAUAAAAACCACUGACUUCAACGCCUUCCUGGAUCAGAAGGGCUGCACAACAGGAAAACACUGCUGGAUCCCCAAACAGGACAAAAAGAAGGUGGCUUGCAGGCAUGAUUGGCACCAGACGGGAAACCAGGUCGUGGUCACAAUCUACGCCAAGAACUCCAGUCCAGAGCAAUCCUACGUGGAGGCAAACCGCACAGUGUUAACAUGCCACAUUCAGUUUGAGGGUGACAAAGUGUUUCAUAAGGACAUCCACUUAUGGGGGGUGAUUGACGUGAAGGGCAGUUUUGUAAAUAUGGUGCCCUCUAAAGUUGAGGUGACCAUGCGGAAGGCUGAUGCUGUAGCCUGGGGGAAACUUGAGGACCCCAAACACAAACCUGAGCCAGAGGUCAACAAUGAGAUGAACACAGAACAGGAAGACGUCAAACCCGACUGGUACAUCUCAGAUGAUGACAUCAGUGAGUCUGACUUCGAAGACGAAGAGGAGAAGGAAGAGAGUGAGGAGAAAGAAGAAGAAAAUCAGGCAGGUGAUGGACCACCUGAGCUAGAAGAGCCUGCUGCUGUCCCCCCAGAAAAAUGAACAUUUAUUCUGAGGAGUAACGGUUGUGUUUCUGAGCUUAUGUAUUUGUUUACAAUAUCACAAGGGAUUUAUAAAAAUGUGGGGUUAGCCUUUUUUUUUGUCUGCUAAAAUAUGUUAGUGUGUGCUUAAAAGUUAGAGAAGUCUUAAAGGGGUCAUAUGAUGCGAUUUCAAUUUUUCCUCUCUCUUUGGAGUGUUACAAGC